This is a messenger RNA of Erigeron canadensis, 2073 nucleotides long. RefSeq names its product L-type lectin-domain containing receptor kinase S.6-like. The coding region runs from base 1 to 2073 and encodes 690 amino acids. Gene Ontology annotation, biological process: protein phosphorylation. The transcript has a single exon. NCBI's taxonomy places the organism in Eukaryota, Viridiplantae, Streptophyta, Magnoliopsida, Asterales, Asteraceae. Gene Ontology annotation, molecular function: protein kinase activity; ATP binding; carbohydrate binding. The record is from RefSeq and is a predicted model, not a curated record. Gene Ontology annotation, cellular component: plasma membrane.
AUGAAAUUUAAAAACCUCAUAUUUCUCUUCAUCUUCUUCAUCACACCCAUUUCUUCUUCUUCAUCAAAUUUCACUCUUUUUGGCACAGCCCAUAUCAACAAAACCACCAUCUCCCUGACCCAAAACCCGAACCCAAACUGCAACUCAAACCCACCGUUAAACACAGGCAGGAUCUUCUCCAAGAACCCGGUUCGGGUUCUUGAUUCCGGUUUCAACUCAACCACCACCCUUUCUUUCUCCACACAUUUUUCUUUCACCAUUAUCCCACAUUGUCUCCCUGGUGAAGGACUUGCAUUCGUUAUAACGUCGGAUUCGGUUUCUUUACCUUACUCUGUUAACUGUAUUGGGUUACCAAAAGAUUUGAACCCGAAUUCGAAUUCACUUGAUGAGUUUAGUACUUCUAAUUCUUAUGGGUUUUUCGCGGUUGAGUUUGAUACUAGUUAUGAUCAGAAUUUUGGUGAUAUUAAUGAUAAUCAUGUUGGGAUUGAUUUAGAUUCGAUAUUUUCGAUUGCUUCUGUUGAUUUGGUUACUAAUGGAGUUGAUUUGAGAAAUGGCGGGAAAGUUAUUAAUUCUUGGAUUGAAUAUAAUAGUUCAAAAAAAGUUGUUCAAGUUUGGGUUGGGUAUGACAGAGUUAGGCCCGUUAGCCCGAUUCUUGUGGCGCCCGUUGAUCUUUCGAAGAAAUUUAAUGGCUUUAUGUAUGUUGGGUUUUCGGGUUCUAGUGGGAAAGGGUCGGAUAGUUAUAUGAUUAAUAGUUGGGAGUUUAAGAUGUUUGGGUCAGAAUCCGGGUUUCAGAAUUUUGAUGUUGAAGCUGUUGGGUUGAAUGAUUGUUUGAUUUGUUUUCCUGAGGGUUUAGUUCAAGAAAAUGGGCCCGCACCCAAAACGGGUCAGGGUUUAAGAAGUGAUCACCAUUCUGGUAAAAAGGUUCUUAGUUUGGUUCUUAAAUUGUUGGUCUAUAAUCUGGGUCUGCUUCUUGUGAUUGGGGUUGGUGUAGUGAUCUUUUUUGUUUUAAGAAAAGCCCGGAACCGUGGUCAAAAUGGGCCAGAAGAAGCCCCAGCCCGAAUGCCUACAUAUCAUGAGGACACAAACACAAUGCCCAAAAGAUUCAAAUUUUCAGAAAUUAGAUCAGCAACAAAAGGGUUCAAUCGGAAUCUGAUCAUAGGUGAAGGGGUGUCAGCGAUCGUGUACAAAACUGAUAUAAAUAUCGCUGUGAAAAGGUUUAAAACGGGCUCAUAUGGUAGCCAAUUUGCUAGUGAGUUUGUAACAAUCGUGGGUUCAUUACGACACAAGAAUCUAAUGAAGCUUCAAGGAUGGUGUUGUGAAAAAAACGAGUUAAUCCUUGUUUAUGAGUACAUGCCAAAUGGGUCACUUGUCAAAAUGCUUCACAACCCUGAGAAUGAUUUGAGUUUCAAGUCACGGUUAAACAUUCUACUAGGCGUUUCUUCUGCUCUCGUGUACUUACAUGAAGAAUGUGAACGGCCCAUCAUUCAUAGAAACGUAAAAAGUUGUAACAUAAUGUUGGAUUCGAACUACAUGCCAAAAUUAGGGGAUUUUGGCAUGGCUGAGCUAUAUGAACAUGGUUCACGUACACAUGAUUUAACUGUGUCUGCGCGUUGUAUGGGGUACUUAGCACCUGAGUAUGUGUAUUCGGGUGUUCCAACUGUGAAAACUGAUGUAUACAGCUUUGGAGUGGUGGUGUUGGAGGUGGCAUCUGGGCGACCUGCUGUGGAUAAAUACGGUGCCGUGGUAACAGACUGGGUGUGGGACUUAUGGGAGGAAAAAAAAUUGGUGGCUGCAGCUGAUGGCAAUUUGAUGGGCAGGUUUAACAGGGUUGAAAUGGAAAAGGUGUUAAGUGUAGGCUUGAUUUGUGUUCAUCCAAAUUAUCGAAUGAGGCCGACUAUGAAAGAUGUCAUGAAGAUGUUGAAAGGUGAAAUGGCAGUCAAGUUGCCGGCUGUUAAACCGACAGUGAUGAUUCAGUCAGUUACAACAGAAAGAUCUCCGGAAAUGGUGCUGAGGAGUGGCGGGGAUGAUAGCAUAACCAUAUGGGGGACUCCAGCAUCUCAUUUUAGCAAGUAG